CCAAGGACUAAACAGCCAACCCUCGCCGGGCAAGCGUCUUCUGCCGGAUGCUGCUCGUCGCCACACGGCGCGGAAACACACUUUUAAUCGCUUUUACGGACUUCCGGUGUCGGGCGGGCAGGACUAUGCGGCCAGGUGUGCGGCAGGUGCGGUGUGCCCCGCAGGUCAAUUAGCGGCUAACUAGGACGCCUUCACCGGGGAGGGGGGUUUGUUUCUCUUCGCCUGGACGCCCGCGGAGCCGCGAAGGUCUCUCGGCCCGCAAGGGAGCGACGAGACAUGACGGCCGAGGUGGACGACUCGGACUUCACGAGAGUUCCCGAAGUGGAAGAGGACGCGAGUAAAGAGCUCGGAAAGGAGACUCCGGACCAAGGCGACGAUGACGACUGCGAAGACGAGAAGCUGGACCACAUCCUCUGCCCCCCCGCCCUCAGGAAGACCAGCAACCCCGAGCUGGCUCCCGGACUGAGUCCGGCUCUCAGGCUGAAGCGCCACCUCAGCGAGGAGGGGUCCAACAUAAGGAGGCGGAGCCUGGGAGGCGGUCUCACAGGAAAGUAUCUUCUGCUGCCCGCCCACUCCCAGCCCACCACGUGGCAGCCCUCCUCAUCCGAGACCUCCAACCUGGUCCGCAUGCGCUCCCUCAACCUGGGGAAGUCGGACCCCUCCCUGACCUCCAGCCCGAAGGAGCUGAGUCUUCCCAGAAGAGGCAGUCUCUGCAGAACCAGCAACAGAAAGAGUCUGAUCGGAAGCGGACAGUCGACGGGUCUCCCCCGACCGCACUCGCCGCUCUCGUCCCUGACAGGCUCCAGUCCACAGGAUAGUCCCAGGAACUUCUCUCCCAGCGCCUCCGCUCAUUUCUCCUUUGCACGAAGGAGCGAUGGUCGCCGCUGGUCCCUGGCCUCCCUUCCCUCCUCCGGAUAUGGCACCAACACACCCAGCUCCACCGUCUCUUCGUCCUGUUCAUCACAGGAGAAGCUGCACCAGCUGCCCUUCCAGCCCACGCCCGACGAACUGCACUUCCUGUCCAAACACUUCUGCACCGAGAGCAUCUCCACCGACGAGUGUCGCCGCGCCGCCGCCAUGCGGCCGCGCUCUCGCAGCCUCAGCCCCGGGAGAUCUCCUUCCUGUUACGACCACGAGAUCAUCAUGAUGAACCACGUCUACAAGGAGCGCUUCCCCAAGGCCACGGCCCAAAUGGAGGAGAAGAUCCAGGAGAUCAUCCGCAGCAGUUCUCCAGAGAUGAUCCUCCCGCUGGGUGACGGCGUGCUGGGCUUCGCCCACCAUCAGAUCAUCGAGCUGGCCAGAGACUGCCUGGAGAAGAGCCGGCAGGACCUCAUCACUUCUAGCUACUUCUGUGAACUGACUGACAAGCUGGAGAGGCUGGUGCAGGAGUCCACCGAGAGGUCUGAGAGCGAGGAGGUCAACUUCAUCCGAGACCUGGCCAAGAAGAUCCUCAUCGUCAUCGCCCGACCCGCUCGACUGCUGGAAUGUCUGGAGUUUGACCCCGAGGAGUUCUACCACCUCCUGGAGGCGGCUGAGGGCCACGCCAAGGUGGGCCAGGGCAUCAAGACCGACAUCCCUCGUUACAUCAUCAGCCAGCUGGGACUCACGCGGGACCCUUUAGAAGAGAUGGCCCAGCUGAGCAGUGGUGGUGACAGCGGUGUGGCGGAGACGGACGACUGCGCCCAGGGUCUGAGCGCGGCCUUGAGGUGCAGACGCAAACCCUGUGAACUGGACUUUGAGUUGACCAAGCUCAUCAGCAACGGCGCCUACGGAGCCGUCUACCUGGUUCGCCACAAGGAGACCAAGCAGCGCUUCGCCAUGAAGAAGAUCAACAAGCAGAACCUGAUCCUGAGGAACCAGAUCCAGCAGGCCUUCGUGGAGCGCGACAUCCUCACCUUCGCCGAGAACCCCUUCGUGGUGUCCAUGUUCUGCUCCUUCGAGACGCGCCGCCACCUGUGCAUGGUCAUGGAGUACGUGGAAGGCGGAGACUGUGCCACCCUGCUGAAGAACAUGGGCCCCCUGCCCGUGGACAUGGCCAGGAUGUACUUUGCCGAGACCGUGUUGGCUCUGGAGUACCUGCACAACUACGGCAUCGUGCACCGCGACCUCAAGCCUGACAAUCUACUGGUGACGUCCAUGGGUCACAUCAAGCUGACGGACUUCGGUCUGUCCAAGGUGGGUCUGAUGAACAUGACCACCAACAUCUACGAGGGUCACAUCGAGAAAGACGCCAGAGAGUUCUCCGACAAGCAGGUGUGCGGCACGCCGGAGUACAUCGCCCCCGAGGUGAUCCUGAGGCAAGGCUACGGCAAGCCGGUGGACUGGUGGGCCAUGGGCAUCAUCCUCUACGAGUUCCUAGUGGGCUGCGUGCCCUUCUUCGGGGACACGCCCGAGGAUCUGUUCGGACAGGUCAUCAGCGACCAGAUCAACUGGCCCGAGGGAGAGGAAGCUCCGCCUCCUGACGCCCAGGAGAUCAUCACGCUGCUGCUCCGACAGAACCCUCUGGAGAGGAUGGGCGCAGGUGGCGCCGGCGAGGUGAAGCAGCACUCCUUCUUCCACCACCUGGACUGGAACGGCCUCCUGCGGCAAAAAGCCGAGUUCAUCCCCCAGCUGGAGUCCGAGGACGACACCAGCUACUUCGACACUCGUUCGGAGCGUUACCACCACCUGGAGGCGGAGGAGGACGACACCAACGAGGAGGACUUCAACGUGGAGCUGAGACAGUUCUCCUCCUGUUCCCACCGCUUCUCCAAGGUCUACAGCAGUCUGGAUCUGUCCCGUGGACUGGUGGAGGAGAAAGGGGACGCCGAGGACAAGAAGCCGGAAAGUCCUCUCACGGUGGACUCGCUCAGCUGGACUCCGGACUUCACGGAAAUGCCGUCCUUGUCCCAGUCCACCGACGGCGAUUCCUCCAGCCAGAGUCCCGGUCCGGCUCCCUUGCCAAAGUUCGCCAUCUCGGCCGAGAGCGAAACGGACGAGACUUCGGGUCUGGGCGAGCCCAGCAAGACCUGCUCCUCCGUCGGGGAGCUGCCGCGAGACGAGCCGGACGCCACCACGCCGGGGAGCACCCACAGCGGGGCCACGCUCUCAGGAAGCUUCUCGGAGCACCUGGACCAGCUAACUCCCAGAGGCCAGAGUCCGGACAGGGGCGGGGACCAGAGGACGGCGACGGGCCCUCUGAGGACGGAGGAGAGGCCCCGAGCGCCCCUGAAGGUCCCCAAGUCGGUGUCCACAGGCGCCUUGUCUCUGAUGAUCCCCUCAGAUCUGUUCGCCUCGUCCCCGCUGGCCAGCCCGCUGUCUCCUUACUCGCUGUCCUCGGACCCCUCCUCGCGGGACUCCUCCCCCAGCCGAGACUCCGCCUCCAUCUUCGCCGGCGCCGCCCGGCAGCCGGUGGUCAUCCACAGCAGCGGCAAGAAGUUCGGCUUCACGCUGAGGGCCAUCCGGGUCUACGCCUGCGACGGCGACGUCUACAGCGUCCACCACAUGGUGUGGAACCUGGAGGACGGCGGGCCGGCCCAAAAGGCCGGACUCAAAGCAGGAGACCUCAUCACGCACGUCAACGGUGAACCUGUCCAUGGUCUGGUCCACACGGAGGUGGUGGAACUCCUUGUCAAGAGUGGCAGCAAGGUGUCCAUCUCCACCACGCCCUUUGAGAACACGUCAAUCAAGCGAGGCCCCGCCCGGAAGAACAGCUACCGCAGCAAAAUGGUGCGAUGUGGCAAGAAGGCCAAGAAGGAGAGGACACCAGAGAGGCGGCGUUCUCUCUUCAGACGUUUCGCCAUGCAGCCGUCACCUCUGCUGCACACCAGUCGCAGCUUCACCUCGCUCAACCACUCGCUCUCAUCCGGCGAGAGUCUGCCCGGCUCGCCCACCCACAGCCUGUCCCCGCGCUCGCCCACCGCCGCCUUCCGCGCCGCCCCCGACUUCGCCCACUCAGGGGGUAACUCCUCCCAGAGCAGCUCGCCCAGCUCCAGCACCCCCAACUCCCCCGCAGGCUCCGCCCAAAUCCGGCCCAGCACCCUCCACGGUCUGGGCCCCAAGCUGCCCGGUCAGAGACUCCGCCAGGGGCGCCGCAAGUCGGCCGGAAGCAUUCCUCUGUCCCCUUUGGCCCGCACGCCGUCGCCCACCCCCCAGCCCACGUCCCCGCAGCGCUCGCCCUCCCCGCUGCUCGCCGGACACUCGGUGUCCAUUUCCAAAAGCGCCCAGUCCUUCCCCACCAAGAUACACUCCCCGCCCACAAUCAUCCGCCAUAUCGUGCGGCCUAAAAGUGCCGAGCCGCCGCGCUCCCCCCUGCUCAAACGGGUACAGUCCGAGGAGAAGCUGUCCCCGUCCUACACCGGGGACAAGAAGCACCUUUGUACCAGGAAGCACAGCCUGGAGGUGACUCAGGAGGAGGCGCAGGACCAGGAGGAAGGCGACGACGUGGAGGGAAACGCCUGCGAGACGACAGUCCCGCGGGUGCGGCCGGUGGAGCAGGGCUGCCUGAAGAGGCCGGUGGGCCGCAGGGACGGACGUCAGGACUCUGUGGAGGAGUCCGAUAAGGAGAUGAAGAGGAGGCAAGACUUCCUGCAGGAAUUCGACUCCUCCGCUUGCGAGGAGCGGAUGCGAACUCAAAGCAAAGUUUGUCCCGAGUCGGCCAGCGUGGCCCUGAAAGACGUUCUCUAUAAGAAAAUCUGCGGUCGCGUGUCGGACGUCGGCGGCGACUCGUUCGCCUGUGGUGGCGACGGCGACUGGACGCAUCCUCGACAGAUGAAAGACAACACCAAGCCGGACCUCAAAUCUCCCAACACGGACUUUACCAGGAAGAGGCUGUCCUUCGAGGAGCGAGAGGACUUUGUGUGUCGUCUCUCUCCCAACAUCCACGACAACCUCCAUUUCGGUCCCUCCAGGUCCAAAAGCCUCCAGCUGGACGCGGCGACUCACGAGCACAUGAAAGCGGGACAGGGCGGCGUCCCCGACGGUCUGGCCGCCAAGAUGUUCUCUGGCCGAGGGGAGACCGCCGUGGAAAAGCUGCAGCUCAUCUCCUCGGGCGAGUGUCCUUUAAGAAAGACGUCCUCUGACUACAAACUGGAGGGACGCCACGUGUCCUCUCUCAAGCCUCUGGAGGGCACCCUGGACAUCGGCCUGCUCUCCGGACCCAGGAUCUCCAAGACAGACCCGUGUUUGUCCAAGAUGACUGAGUGCAAGAUGGUCUCGCCUCCCGUUUGGCUGCAGAACGCCGCCGAGCGCCUGAUGAAACCUCCCGAGAAACCCAAAAGCCCGCUGAGCUGCACGGCGGGUACCGAGACCUCCCCAAAGAUGUUCCCCAAAGAAGCAAGACCUGACGGUUCUAGCUCGACUGUGAAACAGGACGGCAGAACCUGCAUGAAGGUGACGUCAUCCCGACACUUCUCCUGUGGGAAGACACCGUCCAUCCGGGAAGUCAGCAAUGAAGACCAGGAGGAAGAAGACCAGGAGAUGCCGGCAAAAGUGGGACCUCAAGCUACUUCUGACCCAAAGCAAGAGCUGCAAACAUCAAAUAUGAGGUUUCCAGGUACAGAACCACAUGUUGCGGUCACGCCAUCAACAUCUGGUUUUGGAUUGCAGGUCCAAAGCUCAACCUCAUCAGCUCAGAACUUUCCUGCUGGCACUGAAAGUGACGACCCGAGGGACGGGUUGAGCGUGUGUGGUCCAGAUCCAAAAGGGCCUCCAAAGGAAGACUGUCUUCUGUCGGACCAUCCAGAGACAAAGAUGUUUCCAGAAGAAAAGGCCCAGGAGAUAUCAGAGUACCGCACGCCGACGAUCCAAGAUGGUGUUCCCGAAUCAACGCCAGAACCCUCAAUGGGAGUUUUGUUGAAGUGCGAACCCCAGCCUGUGGAGGGCCAUAAGGAUCACGAUCCUCCAGUCGCCAAGAACGUUCUCGGCCCCAAACCGUCAGCGCAAGAACAGCUCCCCGCCUCUCGAGCUACUCCCGACUCUAAUUCGAGCGACACCACGUUGCCCUUGGGGAGCGGUCUCCGCGAAAAACCUGUGCCGGCUCCUCCCCCUAGCCCCAGGCAACCAGAACCCAAAUCCUCAGUAGCAGCCUGCACCCUCGUGUUCAAGGAGAGCACAGAAUCCAAGUCCAAACAUCGGGCGGUGGUGCCUCACAAACUGGUCGGGGCACCGCCCAAACAUAAAGACCCCUCCCCCAAGAAACAACCCCUGCUCGUUAAGGAACAUCACGACCCGAAAACAAAGCGCACGACGUCGCCGCACAACCAGUCCGGACCCGAGACCGGCCUCUCGGAGACCACGGAUGCGUCCGCUAGGGGUCCGCCCCCCGACAAGGUGGCUAAGCAGGCGGAGAAGAAGAAACAGGAGGGCGCGUCCGCACUCAAGAACGCCAAACGGGACGCGUCCAAAGACUCCGGCAAAGGGAAGACCGUGCGCGGGACUUCAGGUCCCAAAAAGUAAACCUUUAAAGGAGCCUUCUUGUUAUAAUCCAGGACCGGACAAGCUGUUACGCGUGCUGGCGUUUGCUCCCGUGGUUCCCGGACGUGGGCGGGCGUCGCCCGAAAGGUGCCAUAAAACGCUUUUUUUCCACUUGCACUCGUUUUAAUGCAGUAGAGCCGCCAUGUUGCGUACGUAGCCAUGUUUUUAAACGCCACUUCCUGUGACAUCAUCGCGGCUUAGACGACGACUCCUCAUGCUUGACCACAUUCCUUUGUCGGGAUUCAUCGUCGUAGGCUGUUUGAUGUUUGUGUUGCCGCGGCAACAAGUCACACUCAUGGAAAAUGUAGCAUUUCACUCUAGAACUGUGAGGCCGACAAACGUCGGAAAUAACGUUGAUUACGUAUAGGUUGUUCGUGAACGACGGGAGGGCCCCGAUUGGUUCAAAACUUCGGUUUCCGAGGCUCUAAAAACGACUUGAAGUACGAAGGAGUAAGAGCGACACAAGAGUAACGUCGUAGAGUUACGAAAAUAAAGUUAAAAUAAAGUUUUAAAGUUACGUCUUCAGGAAAAAAGUUGUAACGACGGACGACUUCUCGUAAAACUCCGACUGUUCUCGGAAGAUUGCGAUUUUCUUUGUUCUCCAUUUUCCACGAGUCGUACUUGUUUCGUAAAACUAAGACUUCGUUCUUGAAAAACGCACGCGUAACGUAAAGUAACGUUAAUAAAAACUUGCCAAAAUUACGAUAUUUUUUUUCCGCAAAACUACGAUUUAUUCUUGUAGGAUUACAAUUUACUUUGUUUGGAGAAAAAAAAAAAAACUUUUUCCUCAAAGGAUUACGACUUCAGAUUGACUUUACGACGUAAUUCUCAAACAAAUUAUGAAGAUUAAAACUUUUUUCUCAUAAAACUUCUACUGGAUUCUCGUACCGUGGAUGUAGUUUUUCUCCAUAAAACAUAAAGUGAGGUUUAUUUUGUAGGAUUAGGACUUUUCUUUUCUCAUUUCUCAACUUUUUUGCUCUAAAAAAUGAACCCAAAUUUGAAUUUUUCUUUCUCAAUAAAACAACUUUUUUUCCCGAAGAUUUUGACGUUUUUUCCAUAAAGCUAUUUUUGUCAUAUUUACACCAAAAUUCUGGUCAAACUUUCUUUUUUAUUUAAAAAAAAACACCAAAAAACCUUUCAUUGUAAGAUUACAUAUUUCUUCAUAAAAAGAAAACGCAAUUUGAUUGUGAUUUUUUUUAUGAAACCAUUUUUGUCAGAUUUUUCCUAAAAUUUGUUUUUUUCAAGGAAAAAAAAACAACCCCAAAAAACGAUUUUUUUCCCUAAUAAAAUUGUCUUAUUUUUCCCAAAAAUAUUUUUGUAAUAUUAUGACUUUUUCGCUGUAAAACUACAAUUUAUUUUGUGGGAUUACAACGUUUUCUUAAUCUUUUUCAUAAGAU
This is a messenger RNA of Nerophis lumbriciformis (worm pipefish), 7850 nucleotides long. NCBI's taxonomy places the organism in Eukaryota, Metazoa, Chordata, Actinopteri, Syngnathiformes, Syngnathidae. The record is from RefSeq and is a predicted model, not a curated record.